This is a messenger RNA of Verticillium alfalfae VaMs.102, 1731 nucleotides long. Its product is annotated as 1-phosphatidylinositol-4,5-bisphosphate phosphodiesterase delta-3. Lineage: Eukaryota; Fungi; Ascomycota; Sordariomycetes; Glomerellales; Plectosphaerellaceae. Bases 1 to 1731 code for a protein of 576 amino acids. Gene Ontology annotation, molecular function: phosphatidylinositol-4,5-bisphosphate phospholipase C activity. Gene Ontology annotation, biological process: phosphatidylinositol-mediated signaling; lipid metabolic process. The transcript is spliced from 2 exons. The record is from RefSeq and is a predicted model, not a curated record.
AUGGUGGUUGAUCAGAAAACGGCCCCCUCCCUGGGCGGAACCCAGGUUGGCGGUGGCGCCAGCGAGACGCAGCGAAUUGUCAAGACGCUGAAUGAUCCUAUCAAAAAGCAUCUGAGAAGCGUAUUCAACUCCACUGCCGGCGCAGACGGGGCGCUCUACAGCGAGUCCAGCACCGAUGCCUACAAGAACGUCCUGCUUCGCGGCUGCAGGUGCAUCGAGAUUGAUGUCUGGGACGGGGACGACUCGGACUCGGAGAGCUCCAUCAGCAGCGACGAGGAAGGAACUGCCCCCGUAGCCUCGGCGCCCAAGAAGAAGGAGAAGAAGGAGAGCCGACUCCAGAGACUCAAGGACAAGGUGCCGAAUCCGCUCGCACGAAAGCUCAAACGCUUGUCGUUGACAGGCUCCGAAGCGGCCGCGAAGCCCAGCAGCAGCGAAACGAAGACCCCUGCUGCGUCCUCUGAACCCUCGGCGCUGAAGAAGACACCGUCUCCGCAACUGGCUAUUGUCGAGCCACGUGUGCUCCACGGGUAUACCCUUACCAAGGAGGUCUCGUUCCGCGAUGUCUGUGUCACUAUACGCGACUACGCCUUCAAGACAACGGAUACGCCGUUGAUCGCCAGUCUCGAAGUGCACUGCAGCGCUGAACAGCAGAGCAUCAUGGUGAAAAUCAUGAAAGAGGUCUGGGCCGAGCUGCUCGUUCCCACUCCCGAUGCUGAGGCCACGCAGCUGCCCCAACCCGGUCAGCUGAGGAACAAGAUCAUCGUCAAGGUCAAGUACGCUCCUCCUGGUAGCUCACCCGGACGCGACACUCCGGACCAGGACGAUGAGACGCCUGCCGAUGGCAAGAAAGCCAAGCCGUCCAAGAUCACGCAGGAGCUCAGCGAUCUGGGCUUCAACAGCCGUGGCGUCUCUUUCAAAAGCCUCGACCAGCCUGAGGCUGCCAUGCCGACGCACAUUUUUUCCCUCGCUGAGAAGAAGGUUAUCGACGUGCACGAGGAAAACAGCAAGGCUCUCUUCGCGCACAACCAGAACUACAUGAUGCGCGCAUACCCUUCAGGCAUGCGCAUCAGAUCCUCCAACCUUGACCCUGCCCCCUUCUGGCGCAAGGGCAUCCAAAUCGUGGCGCUGAACUGGCAGAGAUGGGACGAAGGCAUGAUGCUGAACGAAGGCAUGUUCGCUGGCACGCACGGCUAUGUUCUCAAGCCCGAGGGCUACCGCGGCUCCAAGGGCGUCACCCACGUAGAAAAUGUCGUCCCCGCCUCUCAGAUCAUCCGCAAGACGUUGGACUUGCAGAUUGACAUUCUCGCCGCGCAGAAUAUACCGCUGCCGCCAGGUGACGACGACGCCAAGGGCUUUAAGCCAUAUGUCAAGGUCGAGCUCCACAUCGAGGGGCCCGAGGAGCACAUCGCCGACGACGGGCAGGAGAGGGAGGGCGAGUACAAGGAGCGCACGCAGACGCUGCGCGGGCGCGAUCCGGACUUUGGCGGCGAGGCGCUCAAAUUCACGGGCAUCACGGGCGUGGUUGAGGGAGCUCGCGUUUGUGCGCUUUCACCGUUCGCGACGAUGAGUUUGGGCCGUGAUGAUCUGUCGGCGUGGCCGGCGUCAGCCUCAACAGGCUGCGCGGGGGCUACCGUUUUCGUGCACCUGUCCCGACUGCGAGGGCACCUCACCCCAGGGCGUGCUGCUUUGUGCGGGUUGACGAAGCUUCUUGCGAUAGGAGCUCUCGCGUGA